GCCAUGGCCGACCGGAGCAAGAAGCCCUACGUGGUGGCAGUAGCAAUCCAGGCCAUCUACACGGGCCUCUUCGUCGUCUCUAAGGCUGCCUUCGACAGCGGCAUCAACACCUACGUCUUCAUCUUCUACCGCCUCGCUGCUGCCACCGCGCUCCUCCUCCCAAUCGCGCUUAUCGACUCCACCUGCCGCCGGAGCCGAUCAACCACCGCAACACCUGCACCAGCAUUGUCAUGUCGGCUGCUCUUCAAGCUCUUCCUAUACGCCUUACUCGGGAAUACCUUCACCCUGAACAUGUACAACGUGAGCCUGAAGCAGACCUCGGCGACCGUAGGGUCAGCGGCCACCAACUCCAUGCCCGUCGCCACCUUCCUCCUCGCGGUGCUGCUGCGGAUGGAGGCAGUCAAGCUCCGGAGCCGCUCUGGUUUAGGCAAGCUCGCCGGUGUCGCUCUUUGCCUCGCCGGAGUGUUGGUCAUCGCCUUCUACGCUGGCCCGUCCAUACGCCCCCUCGCCCACAACCCCGUCUUCGCUCACAAGCCGAAAAGUGUCAGCAGUGGUGCCGAGUGGAUCAAAGGAACCUUCCUUCUCAUCCUCGCUUGUGCAACUUGGUCUCUCUGGAUUGUCCUGCAGGUCCCGUUGCUUAAAGAAUAUCCAAAUAAGCUGAUGGCCACGGCGCUGCAAUGCAUGUUUGGUGCGCUCCAGUCCUUCGUCGUGGCUGUGGUGGUUGAGAGGGACUUCACCAAAUGGAAGCUUGGGCUGGACAUUGGCCUCCUUGCCGUCCUCUACUCGGCCUUCUUGGGAACGGGUGCGUUAAUGUACCUACAGGCGUGGUGUGCGGAGAUGAGAGGGCCUGUGUUUGUCGCGAUGUGGAGUCCAUUGGCAUUGAUUUUCACUAUCUUUUGCUCAUCAUUCUUCCUUGGAGAAGCAGUUCACCUUGGGAGUAUUUUGGGAGGAAUUCUUCUAGUUGGUGGUCUAUACAGUGUGCUAUGGGGUAAAAGCAAGGAAAAAGAAAAUAAUAUAACAUUAGUAGUCCCAGAGGAAAGUCAAGUUCAAGGAGACGGAGUGGCAAUACAAGAGAAACACGAAGAGGCAGAACUAACAUCACAAGUGUAA
Molecule: messenger RNA, 1110 nt
Organism: Triticum aestivum (bread wheat)
Lineage: Eukaryota; Viridiplantae; Streptophyta; Magnoliopsida; Poales; Poaceae
Product: WAT1-related protein At5g64700
Exons: 5
Coding region: 4-1110 (368 amino acids)
Cellular component (GO): membrane
Molecular function (GO): transmembrane transporter activity
Source: RefSeq, a predicted model, not a curated record